GACCACCGCUAGCACAGUUCACCAACAGUUUGAAUUCAACUGUCAUUUCAACGGCCACCAUUUUGUCACAUCUUUCUUGGAGCAAAUGUUGUCAGUACAUCUCUUAUCCUCUCUCCCUCGCGGCCUUCUUGUAGCAAUAUCAUCAUCACCAGCAGCCAGAGUGUGUGUUGUGCGCAGGCAGAGCUCCAGCGGUUAGAGUGACGAUAGCCUGUUUGAUCGCAGGAGUUUCACACUAAUUCCCCGGCAGCUCGUACCAGCUCUGUUCAGCCUGUUCACACCCACAGCCUUGAUCUUGACCAGCCCGUUCACCAGUAUGGAUGUCUUCUCCGCCCUCACCUCCCCCUCCUCCUGCCCCCACAUGUACCACUUACCCAGUUAUCCCAGUAACGUCACCACAUCAGACACCACCGCUUCAGCCAGUGAGAUCAGCCAUGUGAUCCUGCGCCAUUACAACCACACCGGCCGCCUGCAGAACAGGACCAUCUCAAACAGCCAGAACCACAUCAGUGUCACCGCGGCCGUCUUCCUCUUCUUAAGUAUUUUCAUCAUCCUGGAGAAUCUGCUGGUGCUGGUGGCCGUCAUCUCCCGCAUCCGCAACAGCCGGCGCUGGGUUUAUGUCUGCAUUGCCAACAUCACGCUGAGUGACCUCAUCACCGGUGCUGCCUAUGUGGUCAACAUCUGUUUGUCAGGCAGCCAGACGUUUCGCCUCACCCCUGCUCUGUGGCUCUUCAGGGAAGGGAUGCUGUUUGUGGCACUGGCAGCUUCCAUAUUCAGCUUGCUACUGAUUGCUGUGGAGCGUUACACCACCAUGAUGAAGCCGCUACCCCAGAAGUCGGCCAAGAAGAGUUACUACAGGAUCUUUGGCUUGGUGGUACUCUGCUGGCUUUUGGCCAUGGUGAUUGGCUUCCUCCCAUUGAUGGGCUGGAACUGUGUGUGCAGCUUGGAAGGAUGCUCCACCCUCCUCCCUCUCUACUCAAAGUCCUACAUCUUUUUCUCUCUGAUCAUAUUCUUCAUCAUCCUCCUGGCUAUUGGGGUGCUCUAUGGUGCCAUCUACUGCCACGUACACAGGAGUGCACAGCUGGGGCCGCAGCGCAGUCGAAAGCGCUCCUUGGCCCUGCUUAAAACUGUGAUCUCCAUCGUUGGAGUCUUUAUGCUCUGCUGGGGGCCACUCUUCGUGCUGUUGCUGGUGGAUUUCUUCUGUGUCUCCCGCCAGUGUGCUCUGCUGUUCAGUGCAGACUUUUGCAUCGCACUGGCCGUCCUCAACUCCGGCCUGAACCCCAUCAUCUAUGCCCUGGGCAGCAGUGACAUGAGGAGGGCUAUCGCAGAGCUGCUGUGCUGCUGCUGCCUGAGGUCUGGCCUCUGUCACCCAGACACAUUCACAUCCAAGGACACCAGCAGCACCUCUGAAACCAGGAGGGACAGCCUGAGAAACAGUUUUAAUAAGGUCAGGAAUCUGAGCGUGGCCUCCCCGCCAUCAACGCCCAGCAAGCCUCGCAGGGCAACCAAAAAAUACAGGCUGAGCUCCACCACCAGCUGCCUGUCAGUUUCAAGUGGUUAAACCACAACACGCUCCCCUCCCAAGCACACAAGACCUGUGUGCACUGAUACACAUCUAACUGUUUCCUCCCAGUUUUGGUUUGACUGUUCGAUGCUUUGCAUGCAGGUAGUUGCACCAGUGAUUACACACUGUGAGAAAAGCCGUUAAAAUCUAAAUUUAUACUUGAGAUUGCAAUAAUAUAUCACAAGAAGCCAGAGCUCUUUGUCUAUAACCAGAUUUUCUAUAACAUAUUGAUCUGUUGUUGCACUGUGCUUGUUUCUAUUAUCUUUUCAAAAUAAAAAAUAAAAAAAGUUUUAUUUGUGUAAAAAAAAGUGUAUAUUUAGGCAGUUUAUUUACAAGAAGUAUUUUUUUAUAUAAGAGUUAAAGAUAAAUGUAUGUAGAAAUAUGUAUAAACAUGUAUUGCAUUAACAUUUUGUGUAAGUCUGAUGUUUUACUGUUUUGUACAACUGAUGAAAUUAUAAAUAAAGUUUAUUUUUCUCUACUUGA
Messenger RNA from Acanthopagrus latus (yellowfin seabream), 2044 nucleotides. It is a transcript of the gene s1pr4, whose product is annotated as sphingosine-1-phosphate receptor 4. The record is from RefSeq and is a predicted model, not a curated record. Gene Ontology annotation, cellular component: membrane. The transcript is spliced from 3 exons. Gene Ontology annotation, molecular function: sphingosine-1-phosphate receptor activity. Lineage: Eukaryota; Metazoa; Chordata; Actinopteri; Spariformes; Sparidae. Gene Ontology annotation, biological process: G protein-coupled receptor signaling pathway. The coding region runs from base 314 to 1558 and encodes 414 amino acids.